CACUCACUUCAGCACAUCAGCAUUCAGCAAACAUUGCACCGAUUUUGCUUCUUUCCUGAACAAGAGUAGGGUUUAUUGAAAUCAAUUAAUUCCUCCAUUACCUAAAAUUAAGCAGAAAAAGAUGAGAAAUUUAUCAAAAUCUCUGCAAAUUUCAUCAACUCUACUGCGUUCUUCAGUUACCCACAAACCCCUUUCUUCAUCUUUAACCUCUUUAUCUUCUUCAGAACCCUUAAUUUCCCAGGACCCAAUUUCAGAAUCUUCAUUACCAAAUCAAUCACCAAUUUCUAAUGAUUUUAAUGAGGGAUAUUCCUCAAUACCCAUAUCACAGAAUCAUCAAAAUCCCACAAAUUUCUCUCAUGGCAUAAAUGGUUUAUUGAGCUCAAAGGAUCCACCUUCUGCAAUGGAAUACUUCAAAUGGGCUGAAAAACAACCAGGGUUUGGCGAAGGGGUUGAUUCUUUCUGUUUACUUUUGCACAAUUUCAUGGGUUUGGAGGGUCAGCAAUGUGCAGUGAAAGAAUUGGUUUCAACCCAGAAUUUUCCUGAUGCUAAAACUGUGAUUCGAGGCCUCAAUGAUUGCUCCAACAGGUUUGGUUUUGAUUUGGAUUCGCGAAUUUAUAAUUACUUACUGUGUGGUUUUAUUAAAACUGGUAGAAUUGAGGAUUCAAUUAGUUGUGUCGAAUGGAUGCUUGAAAAUAAAAUUGACUUAUGGGUGUCAUAUUUGAAUGAUCUUAUCUAUGAGUUAGGGAUUCAAAGGAAAAUGAUUAAGGAAGCUAAGGAGUUGUAUGAUAAGGUGUUUUGUAAAGGGAAUGUUGUAAAUGGUGGUACUGUGCGUAUAAUGAUGAAGGCUUGCUUGAAAGAUGGGAACCCGAGUGAGGCGGACCGAUAUUUUAGGUUAGCAAGGGAUAAGGGAGUUGAAUUAGAUCCAGCUGCAUUUAGUUGUGCUAUUGUAGCUGUUAGUCAAAAACCAGAUUCGAAUGCAGCUUGUGAGUUGUUAAUGGAGAUGAAGGAGAAGGGUUGGGUGCCCUCUGAGGGUACCUACACCCAAACUAUCAUCGCGUGUGUGAAGCAAAGGAAUUUGAUGGAAGCUUUGAGAUUGAAAGAUGAAAUGGUUUCUUGUGGGAAACCGAUGAAUUUGGUAGUUGCAACGACCUUGAUGAAGGGGUAUUGUGUAUCGGGUGAUUUGGAGAGUGCUUUAGGUUUGUUUGCAAAAUUAGAUGAGUAUGAACUUUCACCAAAUAACAUCACUUUUUCAGUUUUGAUUGAUGGAUGCUGUAUAAACGGAAAUAUGGAGAAAGCGUCUGAGCUUUAUGACCAAAUGAUUGAAAAGGGUAUUGAACCUAGUGUCUAUAAUGUUAAUUCAAUGAUUAAAGGGUUUCUGAAAGCUCGGUUGUUUGAGAAAGCUUAUGAGAUGUUUAACAAGGCGGCUGAAUCUGGUUUGGUUGAUGAUUCCUCAUUGAACAGUCUCCUAUCAUGUCUCUGUAAAGAUGGCAAUAUGGAUGAAGCUCAGAAGUUUUGGGGUAUGGCGUUACAAUGUGGAAUUGAACCUAAUCUACAAAAUUAUAACAACCUUAUCCUUGGUUAUUGUAGGAAAGGAAAUGUUGCUAUGGCACAUAGCAUGUAUGUUGAGAUGAUUGGUAAGGGUUUGAAUCCCAAUGUUUUCACCUUUACAAUAUUAAUCAACGGGCAUUUCAAGAAAGGUGAGGUAGAUAAAGCUCUUAACCUGUUUGAUGAGAUGUCGGACCAGAGGAUUGAUUGUACAGAUCACACGUACAAUACUAUGAUUGGUGGAUUGUGCAAACACGGGAAAACAUCGCUUGCAAGGAACAUGCUAGAGAAUUUUAUCAAGGAAGCUAAUUUUGUACCAUCUUGCAUGACUUAUAAUUCUAUUGUUGGUGGAUUAAUUAAGGAAGGUGAUUUGGAUUCCGCAUUGUCUGUUUAUAAUGAGAUGGGCGAGAAUGGAGUGUCCCCUGAUAUUUGUACAUACACAAUUUUCAUCGAUGCAUUCCGCAAGAGCAAUAAUUUUGAUCUUGCUUUGAAAAUGCAAAAUGAGAUGAUAAGCAAGGGUCUUGAAUUGGAUAUUACUGCAUACGGCACACUUAUUGAUGGUUGUUGCAAAAGAAGGGAUAUGGAGAGUGCAUGUAAACUUUUCAAUGAACUGUGUAAAUCCGGGCUGUCUCCAAACAUAUACAUUUACAAUAACAUGAUCAGUGGUUACAGAAAUCUAAAUAACAUGGAAGUAGCUCUCUCGUUCCAAAAGAAAAUGACCGAACAAGGGGUUUUGUGUGAUUUGGAAACAUACACAACAUUGAUAGACGGACUUCUGAAGGAAGAUAAACUGAAGUCAGCUUUAGAAUUCUAUGAUGACAUGGUAGAGAAAGGCAUUAGGCCCGAUAAAAUUACUUAUACGGUUUUGGUGAAAGGUUUGUGUAAGAAAGGAAAGCUGGAAAAUGCACGUAACUUCUUCAAAGAGAUGGAAGAAAAGGGGGUGACUCCAAAUUCCCUUAUAUAUAAUGCUUUGGUUGCUGGGUAUUUUAGGGAGGGUAAUUUGCCUGAGGCUUUCAAAUUGUAUGAUGAAAUGCUCGAAAGAGGUCUUACUCCAGAUAAAAUGACUUUUGAUUUCCUCAUGAACGCAAACUUCAAACCCGGUUACCAAUCAUCAAGGACUUCAUCAGAUAUGCCUAUAUUCUGCAAAGAGGCCCUAGCAUGAGCUUGAGACUUUCAGACAGGAAAAAGAAAUUGGAGACUCUAGUGAAGCUUUUAGCAGAGUAGCAGAGUAUGAGAAGGCUAACAACAGAAAUGAUGAAGAUGAAGAUGAGGAUGAAUAUGAAGAGGAUGCCACAAGAAUCUGCACUCCCAUUCGCUUGAUAAAGCGCCGAUAACUGACUAACUGGAGAAUCAGAUGACUAUGGAGCUAUUGAAUGGUUAUCUUCAUUGAGUGAGGUUUCUGCUGCUGGUAAAAGAUGUAUAUGUUUGCCCUGGUAUUUUUCCCAUCAGCUGAAGGUGCUAUUGUGGCUUUAUCUCGAGUAACUCUGUUCCAGAUCAUUGAAUGAAAGUCCACAUUCUACAGGAACAUAAGCGACAAUGCCUUCUCGGCAUUUGAUGGAUUCCGAUUUUGGUAUAUUCACUCAUCUUUUCCAUGGGGUUUCAUUACUCAGUAGAUGGUGUCUUUUUUCACUAUUCAUCUAGUGAUGAAUCCAGGCUUCUGGCUUAUAGUUACUAAAGCUUGGUGAUUUUGGGUUUUUGUUACCAAAAACGACUUUCCGGAAAUUGUAUCUGCUCUUUUCUGGAAAUUGUUCAUGUGUUUACAAUGUAGUAAUGAUAGAAUGUAAUUCCAAAGCUGUGUUUAGUUUAUAUUACUGCUCCACUUCUUGUUUAAUUAGAUGGGCGAGAAUGUGAGAUUAAUAAAUUUUGACGUUUGAACAUUUUAGCACUUGAUCGUGUUAAAAACUCACAGGUCAAGUAUAAUGUUUGAUUAUUGA
This is a messenger RNA of Spinacia oleracea (spinach), 3479 nucleotides long. Its product is annotated as pentatricopeptide repeat-containing protein At3g54980, mitochondrial-like. The transcript has 3 exons. Gene Ontology annotation, molecular function: protein binding. The coding region runs from base 122 to 2707 and encodes 861 amino acids. Lineage: Eukaryota; Viridiplantae; Streptophyta; Magnoliopsida; Caryophyllales; Amaranthaceae. The record is from RefSeq and is a predicted model, not a curated record.